AUGGAUAAGGAUGGCUUUGAAGCCAAUGAUAUAUCAAUGGGCCGCCUUCCUCAAAAUCUCAAAGAAAGAUUUCAACUAGUGGAAGUGGAUGAUCCACGGGUAGCAAUAGCUCUUUUUCAUAUUGACACAGAUGGUUUUGGCCCAGGAAUGAAGCCCCUAACCUAUAACGAAGUAAGAAUUCCUUGUCUAAAAAAGGAGGGGGAGAAGACAAACAAGAUUGUCAAGGAGCAUAAGGUGCAAUGGCAAACUUAUGGAUGUUCCAUUAUGAUGGAUAAGUGGACAGCAAAAAAUGAGAAAGUGAUCAUUAAUGUUUUGGUGAAUUCUCCAAGAGGUAGUGUGUUUCUUGAAUCUUAUGAUGCUAGUGACUCUUCCACCAAUUCCAAUAAAAUGUUCAACUUGUUUGAGAAGACUCUAUUGAAAAUUGGGAAGGAAAAUGUUGUGCAAAUUGUUAUUGAUAACGCAAGUGAGAAUAAAAAAGCGGGUGACAUAUUGAAGGGAGUGUUCCUGAAACAUUUUUGGACUCCUUGUGUUGCCCAUUGUAUCAACUUUGAUGUUUGGUCACAUUUUCAAGCGAUUAAGAUACAUUCUUACUUUAGUCAGAGGCCAUUGUUGUUGAACAUAACGAGGAGAUACACAAACCAAAGAAAUUUGGGGAAAUCGGUUAAGACAAGAUUCACAACAGCUAUCAUGACUUUGCAUAGUUUUUACUUGCAAAAGAAAAACUUGAGAACCUUGUUCAUGUCAACUGGAUGGAGUAAGAUUAUCUAUGCAAAGGAAGCUCUUGGGGAAGAAGUUGCGAGCUAUAUUGUUGGUCCAUAUUUUUUGAAUGACACUGUUCAAGCACUUAAAGUUUGUAAUCCUUUGCUUACUGUACUUCGUUUGGUGGAUGGGGAGAGAAAAUCACCAAUGGGAUACAUUUAUGAAGCCAUGGAUAGGGCCAAAGAAGCUAUCAAAAAGGCAUUUGAUAAAGAUAAGAGGAAAUAUGAGAGUUUUUGA
This is a messenger RNA of Nicotiana tabacum (common tobacco), 996 nucleotides long. RefSeq lists its product as uncharacterized. The record is from RefSeq and is a predicted model, not a curated record. NCBI's taxonomy places the organism in Eukaryota, Viridiplantae, Streptophyta, Magnoliopsida, Solanales, Solanaceae.